Messenger RNA from Bemisia tabaci, 4382 nucleotides. Lineage: Eukaryota; Metazoa; Arthropoda; Insecta; Hemiptera; Aleyrodidae. The record is from RefSeq and is a predicted model, not a curated record.
AGGAUUUCAAGCUACUUUAUCCUGAUAAAGCUACAGUUUUAUUCGAAAAAUGGCCACUGUUUCGUUUGAAACUUUUUAAUUAUGCAAAAGAUCGCAUUGGAUCAGAUCCAGCCUUUGCAAGUCUCUUGGAUUCAGUAGGUUUGAAGGAAGAGACUGUUGAUGAAGAUGAAGAUGAAUUAAAUGUGCGAGCAUUCUUCAUUCUUCUCUUGUGUCUCCCUCAAAAAGCCAUUCGAGGAACCAAAAAAAGUUGGAAACCUUCGAAUAAAACUGAGUUGCUCCAGUAUUCUCUUCCUAUUGUGCCUUCGGUUGGUGAGCUAAAAAACUUCAUGAACACUAAAAAAGAAGCUUUUCAGAAAUUUGGCAUCACUGUCCAGCCGUAUGUGGCCUACGUGAAAGACAAUGCGCAAAACGUCAAACAAUUUUACGUUUGCAUAGAUAACUUUAUUUACAUUCAAGAAUCUCUUAUUUGUGCUAUUGAUGCUGUUUUUAAAUGCUGUAACAGCUUAUUUGUAAACUACGCCUUUGAAGCCAAAUUUGUUUUUGUCUUUUUACAGUCUUACAUUUACGAACUAGAGACCCGGUACGAUUUUCACUACAACGUUGUCGAGAAAUUUAUUGAGACGUUUGAUAGAUUUGUUGCUACUUAAUUAAUUAGUCAUCAAUUUCAGCCAUUUACCUCUAACUUUAUUUACCUUUCUUUUUUAUCACAUGCAUCAUGCAUCUUGAUAAGUAGUUUGUAAGAGUCUUUUUUUUUGUUAUGUAGCUCCUGAAAGAUGCCAAAGUGUUCAGUGUGCAAUUCUGUUACAAGCAACUUGAAAAUAUUCAAAAAUCAUGUUCGUUUGUACAGGCACGUACCCCUCAAUGGGCGUUAUGUUUGUGUAGAAGAUAAUUGUUAUAUUGAAGACCCUUCUGGUCUCAAAGAACGAAGAGAGUUUUCUAAACUUGGAAAUCUUUUGCGUCAUUUUAAGGAGCAGCAUUCUUUUGUAGAAAGUAUUGAACCAUUUGUUGAGGGCGACCCCACAGCUAAUGUUUCUUUUGAAAAUGAGCCUGAGGCAGAAUUUGGUCAAGAUGAGGCAGCACCUUUUGAUACUGAAUUCAAUGUCAAUCAAGAAAAUUUUUUUGAAACCAAUAUUAAAAGUCAUAUUAAUAUUUUUCUCUGCAAAUUGUACGCAAAGCCGAAUGUACCAAGAAAUGUAAUUCAGCUUAUGGUUGAUCACACUAGUCUUCUGAUUCAUGAAAUUGUAACUGAAAUACAAGAGAAAGUAUCUUAUUUAAUGCGUGAUCAAAAUUUAUCCAUUGAUGAAAAGAAUAAGAAUUUUAAGACUUACUGCUUGAUUCUCAAAAAUCCUUUCCAAGAUUUAAUGACUGAAUAUCAGCGAUUAAAAUUUUUCCAGUCUCAAGAAACAUACAUUCCACCCGUACCAAAGUCUCUCUACUCAGAGCUCAUCCCACAAAGGAGCAAAGACUCUCAACAUUUUCUAGAACUGGCAGAUCGCUCUCUUCAAUUUGUUCCACUGAGGUUAGUUCUCAGGCAGUUUUUGCAGCAGCCAGGCGUCAUUGACAGAAUUAAUAGUCACUUACAGAGGGUUGUCUCUGAAACAGAUGGCUUCAUGACUGACUUUGUACAAGGAACACUUUGGCGAAGUACUAUAGGGAAAAUUGAGACUGCUCAAGAUAAUACUUUGAUUUGGCCACUUUUUUUUUAUGCGGAUGACUAUGAGUGUGGGAAUGUUUUAGGGUCACAUAAAGGUGUUCAUAAACUUUGUGGAAAUUACGUAUCAAUACCAGCGUUACCUCCUGAGUUUAAUGCCAUGCUCAAUAAUAUGUUUUUGCUUGCCAUUUACCAUGCUGAAGACAGGAAAGUAGUUCCAAAUAGUAUUCUGUAUCGGUCUGUUGUAGAAGAAUUUAAAUUUUUAGGCGAAGAAGGAAUUAGCAUUGACACUCCAAAUUUUAAAGGAAAAAUUAAAUUUGUCCUGGGUUUAAUACUAGGUGACAACCUUGGGGUUCAUCAAAUAUGUGGUUUCAUUGAGUGUUUUACAGCUAAUUUUCCUUGUAGGUAUUGUCGUAUUCCUCGUAAGAAAUUGCUGAUUUCAAAAAAACUCGACCUUACUCAAUAUGAAUUAAGAACUAUUGAUAAUUACCGCACUGAUAUUGAAAAAAACAAUCCUUCUGAGACCGGUAUAAAUGAGAAUUCACUGUGGAAUGAGCUUCCUUACUGCCAUGUUACAGAAAAUGUUCCUCCUGAUUUGAUGCAUGACUUGCUCGAGUCAGGUGUUGCCACUUUCACUUUAGAAUUAAUUCUGAAAUUUGCCAUGAGACAUGGCUAUACUACUCUUCCUCAUUUAAAUCGAAUAAUUAGAGACCAAAACUACGGUGUAAUGAAAAAUAAACCUCCCCCAAUAGUUGGUACUAAUCAACAGCCAUCUAUCAAAAUGUCAGCUGCAGAAAUGCUUAACUUUACUGUAUUCUUUGGAAUUAUAAUGGGUCAUUUCUUCCCAGAAAAUGAUCCAGUAUGGAAGAUGUAUAUUCUUUUAAGGAAAAUUAUGGAUAUUUUAUUUUCACCACGCAUACAUCUUGAAAGUUUAGAAAUUUUAAAAAGUUUAAUUGAAGAACAUCACUCACUUUAUAUCCAAUUUAGCGAAGAAAAACAUUUGCGUAAUAAGCAUCACCAUUUGCUGCAUUACCCUGACUUAAUAUUAAAAUAUGGGCCUCCCAUUAAAUAUAGUGCAAUUAGAUAUGAAGCCUUUCACCAGCGAGGGAAGCAAGUGGCAGUAAGUGUUGCCUCGCGAAGAAAUCUUCCAAAAACUGUCCUAACUCGAAAUCAGUUAUUGCUGCAUUCCUACCUACAAUCUGGGGAUGUUCUAAAAGACAGACUUUAAGUAGGAUCUAGCACUGAAAUUGACGCAGAUGACUUGCCUGUUCCAUGUUUAGGUCUUCCUGCAAAUUUUGUUGACUCUUAUGAAUUUGUUGCAUGGACUGAAAUCAGUGGAACCAGGUACAAUCCAAAAAUGGUCCUUGUUGUUAACAAUAAUGAUAUUGAUCCUGUUUUCGGUCUAAUUGAGGUCAUUGCCUUCAGCAGCGAAAAAAAUAAGGUGGGCUUCAUUUGCCAAAAAUUGCCAACUUUAUUUUUUAAUUCCCAUGUACAUGCGUAUGAAGUAGAGCAUCUAAAGGAAUAUUUCUUUGUGCAUCAUGAUGACUUGUUCCAUUAUUUACCAACUAGUCUAGCAACUGAUCUAUCAGCUGGCAUUUUCGUUCCCUACAGAUAUGGUGUCUAAUAAGUCCACUGAUACACUGACAGAACAACUUUUUUUUUCUUCAUUUUGAUCAUAACUUAUUUCUUGGUUUGACCUCACCGUUAAAAUAUAUUAGGCUUUAUUUUUUUUAGUCAAUGAUAUUCCAUUUUUUUUUCUUUCUUUCUUUCAAAGUGGCACUGUUUCAUUUUAAAAUUAAACAAAUCAGAAUUAUUUCCUUGUCUCUCACUUGUUGUAUAUAUUUCCACAACAGAUCUGAUGUUUUAUAAUUGUAUUUUGACACUGCCCAUUGUCUGCUGUGUACUUUUGAUUCAGCUUAACUUGCUUUUUGAGUCAAGAUCUCCAUUGAGUAUAACUUGUCUUGAAAUAUGUUCUGCAAAAAUUUAACCACUAAGAUCCAAUUUCUAAGCCUCAAAAUGUGAGUUAAAACUUUUUUUCUGCCAUAAGGCUUCUAUAAUUUUUAAACUUCAAAGACAUUUCUGAAAAUGGAAAAAACUGCACUUGAGCACCGCCCCCUCCAAGACCCUUAUUUGUAACUGAUAUGAAAAUUAUUCUAGUAUUACAUCAGUGAAUAGGUAUCGCUGGUAACAGACCAAAAACACAGAUCUCCAUUGGGAUGUUUCAAAAUCUCUGCUGCUUGCUUAUCUUUUAAUAGAAAACUAAUUAGCAGUAACUUCGCUUGAAAUUUUUACUAAAAUAUUCUUCGCAGGAUGAGAACAAAAUCAGAUUGAGUUUUAAGACAUAAUAAUGAGACAUACUAAUUUACGCUUAAAAAAUGUCACGAGAAAUCUGCAACUUAGCAAAUGGAAAUCCGUGUCUUUGAUCUGUCACUCAGCGGUAUGUGAUUUCAGAAAAAAUGUACAUUGAAAUUUAAUUUGAAUAAAUUAUAUUACUAAACAAAACAUAUACUACAAAGCUGAAGUAAAAAAAGGGGGCAUGCAGGGUGUUGAAAACCUGAAAUAGUAUUGCUUCUUAUGAUUGAAGUUCAUAUAAUGAAUGUUUUGAUUCAUUAACCAAUUGAGUCAUGCGAAAUUUUCUGAGAUCUGCCAAUGGGUUUAAGGUUUUGUUUGAUUAUUGUUUUUGUUCUGAAAAAUUGUCUUCAUGCAAUAAAAAUUAAUUUUUAUCUCUGAA